UUGAGCGCGAGACGCACAGGAUUCAGACACGCGUAAAGUAGCAGAGCACGCGUUUCACACAGAACUAUAUGGACUUGUAGUCGUUCGUUCCCAAUCGCAUGAAGAGCACGAGAAAGGUGGACAUUAUUAACAAGGAGCCAUAGCAAUAAUACGAAUCUUAAGAAAAUCACUUCAGAAUCGGGAUACACUUCCAAGCAGCACAACAAGACAACUCGGCUGACUAAGCAAGAGGUAGUGCCCGUCAUGCAGCACUAUGGAGUGAACGGCUACUCUCUCCACGCGAUGAACUCCCUGAGCGCAAUGUACAACCUGCACCAGCAGGCCGCGCAACAGGCGCAACACGCGCCAGACUAUCGACCUUCUGUGCACGCGCUCACCCUCGCGGAGAGACUGGCUGACAUCAUUCUGGAGGCUCGCUACGGGUCCCAGCACCGUAAACAGCGCCGGAGUCGCACCGCGUUCACCGCACAGCAGCUCGAGGCACUGGAGAAGACCUUCCAGAAGACCCACUACCCCGAUGUUGUGAUGCGCGAGCGCCUGGCCAUGUGCACGAACCUCCCCGAGGCCCGCGUGCAGGUGUGGUUCAAGAACCGCCGGGCCAAAUUCCGCAAGAAGCAACGUAGCCUGCAGAAGGAACAGCUCCAGAAACAGAAGGAGGCCAACCUAGAGGGAGGUGACGAGGAGGAGGCUCCCACCACCAUCACUCCAGAGAACCAGCUCCCCCCAUCCUCUUCCUCCUUGGAGGUUGAGGGUCCGCCCCUUCUGUUGGUGCCGGAAAUUAGCGUGGAGUUGAACGUGACCUCGGCGGAGCAGUCAGGCAGCGAGUCGGCCACAGAGGACAAUGCCACCGAUAAGGAGGAGGAGUCUAACCCACAGAGGGAGGAGUUAAAGAGUGAAAGGGUGAUGACGCCCGGCAACGUCUCUCCACCCUGCAAACGACUUAGCCCCAAACCUGAAUCCCCUAUGGUCUCCCGGUCUGUGACGCCCUCUUCCAGUGGUGUCAGCGGUGGGAUCUCCCAGAGCCACUCCUACUCCUCCUCCCCGCUCAGCCUCUUCUGCCUGCAGGAGCAGUUCCGCCAGCACAUGGCUGCCACCAACAACAUGGCACUCUACCCUUCAUUCGACAUGGGCACCACCCCAACUCUGCCCUACCUGGGCAUGAAUGUCAACAUGUCUCCGGCGCCGCUGGGCUCCCUGCCCUGCCAAUCCUACUACCAGUCCCUGUCCCACCACGCAGCGCAGCAGGUGUGGAACAGUCCCCUGCUCCAGGCCUCCGGAGGGCUCCCCAGCCAAAACAGCAAGACCACCAGCAUAGAGAACCUCCGGAUGCGGGCCAAGCAGCAUGCAGCCUCCCUGGGACUGGACACGCUGCCUAACUAAGCCCAGGAUCUUAGUGCGACCUAGCUGGGAGAUCGGUACUAUAUCCCACCCAUCCCUUGUCUGUAACCUCCAUAGCCCUACAGGAACCAUAUUCUCCAGCAGAUGGUUUCAGGGGAAUUAGUAGCCAGAGUUUUGAAAACCAAAAUGGCAAAUCACCCUGGACCGAGUUCUCUCCUGCUUCUUGCUUUAUCAGUUGCCUAACGUCUGGGAUUGCACAGGCUAUACACAGGAUCUCUAAAGCUGAGCAAAUACACUUCAUACGUAUUUACCUGUCUAGUGUUGCACUUGGUGAUAAAGACUUUGCAAUGUAAUGUUUACAGAUAAAAUAUGAAUUUAGGCAGUUUUAAGGGAAUUUGGGUCUUCAAGGGGGAAAAUACAUUUGUGCCAGCAUUGGUGGCAUUGAGAGACUAUUUGUACCAUGGGGCCAUUACCAUUUCAAUUAGGUCAUGUAGGUACAUAGCACAUUCUAAAAACACAAGCACAUACAUAAAUAUAAACUCAAGCCAUGUUCUCCUCAAUAUCCUAAUUAGAAGUGACUAAUUUACCAGUUUAAUGGCCAGUAUUAAAUCAUGUUGUACAGAGACUGGCUUGGUAAUGAGAAAAUCAUUUCAGUGACUAAAUGUGCAAAGCUUUUAAUUACAUUUUGCCCUGGGCAGAGGGGAGGGGAGCAUAUGGAAUUAUGAACAUGCACACUAUUUAUGAUUCCCUUAUACGUAACUUGGUAACAACAUCCCUCCACAAACGGAAUAGGGGUCCUUUAGGGCUGGGGUAGUCUCCAGUACUUUCUGUUGUACUCUUUAAGCACUUUAAGGAGUGGCCAAUCUUUAAAUUGUUGUCAAUUAUGCACCUGUGAUUCUCUCUGUGCUGGGAUCCCAUCAAGUCCAUCCACUCCGAUAAUGUAAAUAAUUGUAAUAUGUAAAUUAAGAAGAAAAAUAAGUCUAUCUAUUAAUGUUUACUGAUAAGGCAAAUGUAAAGGUGUUCAUAUGUUGUUAAUUGAUCAUAAACUGUCCAAGUUGCCGAUUCCUAUAGUUGUCAGAGUUGUACAGUAGUAUUUAAAUGGCUCACGCCAUUCCAUUACCUUCUAUUCCCUGGACUACUGAAGCUAUACUGUCUGGUAGUCUACAUAUGAGUUCCAUUGUGGCUGUGAUUGUAAAAGUUCUACUGUUUCUCUCCAGCCUGUCAUACUAACUGGUCCCGUGGUAGAUUUAAAAUGUUGGCGAGACUAAUCUGGAAACCAUAGGCAUUAUCAUUUUCUCUCUUUAACAAUGUAAGUUUGAAAAGUGAUGUUGUAAAAUAAAUCCUAAAUAAAGCCAUGCUUGGUCU
Molecule: messenger RNA, 2703 nt
Organism: Oncorhynchus keta (chum salmon)
Lineage: Eukaryota; Metazoa; Chordata; Actinopteri; Salmoniformes; Salmonidae
Product: diencephalon/mesencephalon homeobox protein 1-A-like
Exons: 5
Coding region: 244-1380 (378 amino acids)
Biological process (GO): regulation of transcription by RNA polymerase II
Molecular function (GO): DNA-binding transcription factor activity, RNA polymerase II-specific; RNA polymerase II transcription regulatory region sequence-specific DNA binding
Source: RefSeq, a predicted model, not a curated record